AUGGCAGAUCUUCCGGAUUCCAUCGAGUUCUCCGCUACCGACUCAUCGCCUUCCACCGGUACCGGUCGAACGAUCGUGUUGCGGGACCUGCGGCGCCUCGACCCGUCCUCCAUCCCCGCUGAGGCUCUCCGCUCAACCGUAGACGAGCACUUGGCGCUACUCCAAGGAUCAGUGCAAGCGAUCCAGGACGUCGCUAUCCACUUGCGGUACCUCCGUAACACUAAAGCCCUUGUCAACCGCCUCCCUUCCGAGGUCCUCGUCCGCGUGUUCUCCUAUUCCGUAUCCACCUCGCCCAACGAGCACGACCUGGUCAAUGCCACCCAUGUCUGCAAGUGGUGGCGCGAGGUCGCACUGGACUACUCUUGGCUUUGGUCGACCCUAUCUGUCACUACUAUCCACAAGGCGACUACUUUCCUCCGACGUGCGAAAGACAAUCUCAUCGCCAUUGUAAUUCGUGAGAGCGCGCUCGUACCCCCAUUUGCACCAACGCUGCGGCAUCUCAUCCCACGGCUUCUGUCGCUCGUCAUCGAGGUCCAGGACUCGACGUCAAUCAUUCCGAUCGUGAAGGGCCUCGCUCUCUGUGUCGCCCCCCAUCUGGAGACUUUCCAUGUGGUGGGAGCGUUCGCAGAAGCACACGAAGGUGAAGCGGCCCUCAGAUUCAACGCACAAGGCGCGGCGACAUUGCGGCUCAGCCAAGGCUGGCUGUCAGCGGAUGCGGUACCCGCGACUCCGAAGCUUCGACAUCUUCGUCUACAUCCUAUCGUUAUCCCGUGGGGCUGGACGAUCUACUCGAAUCUCUCUGUCCUUGAGAUCGGGUGCAUACAUGCGGCCGUUCCGAUCAGCGAGAUGAUGCUCCUGACUAUCCUGCGACGGUGUCCCACGCUGGAGCGUCUUAACAUCGAGCUGCGACUCACCGCUCCUUUCGCCAUAUCCGAUGAUCCAACAUGGACUGUCAAGCUACCUUCGCUGUCCAAAAUCACGCUUCGCAGCCUUCCGCACACGCAAGUCGCGAAGCUCCUCACUCACCUCGUCCUCCCUGCGACCACUCAUCACGAGAUCUUCGGGUCCGCCGACGAUGUCUUGAGGCAGCCCACCGGUCCCCUGGAGCAAACUACCCGCCUGGCAGACUCGAAGGAUUUCCGCAUGGCCGAGGUUCUCAUCGGACACCCACACCGUGGCGACAUACUUUCGUAUUUCUUCAAGUCGGCGACGCGCAGUGGCCCCGCAGGUCUCCUCAUGACCCUUUACAUGCCCAGUAUGCUCGGGCUACGCGGCACCGUUCGUGCGAUUCAUGUCGGCAUUCCAGGCUCCGUCGACGUCCUCAGGCUCCGUGGGUGGGAGCAGGGGGUUCUGGAGGAGGAACUCGAUUGGAUCCCCGUCUUCCAGUCGCUCGUGUACCUCCGCAUUCUCCAUCUCAUGCACGUCGGAGGCGCUCAAGAGCUCGCCGGCAUGCUGAGGGGCCUCGGCCCUCUUGCGGUGAACGACGACUUGGAGCGCUACGGCGACUCUCCCGGCACGGGCUGGCCGUGUCCGGAGCUGGAGACCUUCGAGCUCGUUGGCGUGAUGCUCUCGGCGGAGGUGGAGACACUUGUCAUCGAGUGGCUGCGCCUUCGUGCAGGUGCCGGUAUUGCCCUCAGCACGGUGAAGCUCGCGCGGGUGGACGGGCCAUCCGGCACAUUCCUUCAAAACCUCCAGGAAUUGGGCGUCGCGGUCCAAGUCAUGGAUUCUCCCCCGGAGUGGUAUGCAGACACGAAGACAUUUACGGGUGAAUUCUAGCAAAUCGGUGGCUCCCCGUUCGGAGAGGUUGUGAUGCGUUCUUGAACGUCCCUGGAAUGUGAGAGUAGUGUGCUAGUUGCUUGAUAUGAAGAUAUACACAGCAUGGACGUGUGUAUUUACCGUGGCGUCCAGAGCUAAUUCAAGUCGUGUC
This is a messenger RNA of Trametes versicolor FP-101664 SS1, 1927 nucleotides long. RefSeq lists its product as uncharacterized. The transcript is spliced from 2 exons. Gene Ontology annotation, molecular function: protein binding. Lineage: Eukaryota; Fungi; Basidiomycota; Agaricomycetes; Polyporales; Polyporaceae. The record is from RefSeq and is a predicted model, not a curated record. Bases 1 to 1776 code for a protein of 591 amino acids.